CACAAAGUUAAAAGAAGAGUUGUGAGGGGAAGUAGUAACUGUUUUCAAAUAUUAAAAUUGUAGAAGAAUUCAUCACUACUGAAAGCACGGUGUUGAAUUCAUGUUAAAUCGCCCACAGAGCGGUAUAUUUGGAACAUGAACCCGGCAGAAGUUAGUCAAUGCAAUCAACCGCAUAACCAUGAGAUUGAAGACUAUGUGCUUCAAGUGCAUAUGCCUAAGAAGAGCUACAAGGCAAUCGGAUUUAAAAAACACGAGACAGUCUUUCAUAUAAUCAAGAGAACUAUUGAAGAGUUCGGCAAAGACGGUCAGCCACCGCCAAAGGUGCAGCGUUAUGCAUGCCGCAUGUUAAAUAUGAUCACCAAAGAAGUCCUCUGGUUGGCCAGAACAACAUUAAUGGAGCAGGUUGUGUUACAUGUGUUAUCCACGGGCUGCUCCAAUCCCAACUGUCCAUGCAUUAAUACACGUAAAGCCGAAGUUUCAGAAACUUUGGAAGCACAAGGGAAGCGCUUGCCUUGUGGCGUGUGGCGUGUGGAGCUGCGUGUGCGCUAUGUGCCACGCAACAUUCAGGAAUUGUUCGAUGAAGACAAAACAACGUGUUUUUAUUAUUUUGACCAGAUUAAGGAAGACUUUAUUCAGGCCAAUCUUAGCUCAGUCGAUGCUGAAUUGGCAGUUCAAUUGUGCUGCCUCGGCAUUCGUCAUUAUUUUAAAAAUAUCACGCUUAAAGCGCCAGACAAGAAGCAACACAUCGAUUAUAUUGAAAAGGAAAUUGGAUUUAAGUGCUUCAUACCGCAAUCUGUGAUAACGACCACAAAGCCAAAGAAUCUAAAGAAAAUGAUACAAGUCGGUUACAAAAAAGUCUACAAUUAUAAUGACAUUGAGUACUUAACAAAGUUCUUUGACUUGCUCAAAGGUGUAUAUCUGACCGAUUAUGAGCAAUUUUCUGUUAUGUUAAGCUCUGCUUGGAAUAUAUCAGGAAUUUUACAUGUUGGUCCGCAUAUUGGAAUCUCUUACCAAACGCAUCCUCAAGCAACUUUAAAGAGUGUUGCACAGUUUAGAGAUGUUGUUGUUAUUAAAACUUGCGUACUGCCAAAGGAGAAGCUAACAAAGGAUAAAACGACCGAAAUUGAGAUACAAUGCUUAAAUUGCGAUUGCCAAAAAAUCAAAACCCAAAUCAAAAUAUCUGCUUCGAAUAUUGAAGAAAAUUUAGUGAUAAUAUGCAAUGGUCUAAAUACUGCUGAGAGUAUUGCGGAUCUUAUUGAUGGCUACUGCAGAUUAUUAACAAAGGACAUGAGCUUCAGUAUUUGGGAGCGCGAAUUGAAUGCGGUGCAAGCAGAAGCUGCAGUUAAGGCAGCACAGGAGCCAAAUGCUUCAGAGCCAGCUAAAACUAAGCCCAUGCUAACGGAUGACUAUGCAGAGAUUGGGUUGUUAGAAGGUGAAGGAGAUUACUCUACACCAACAGUGCGGAAUUAUGAGCUGGAUCGUUCCCAAAUACUCUUAAGUGCCAAAAUCGGCGUUGGGCAGUUUGGCGAUGUCUAUGUGGGCACAUAUACUUUACCCAAAACUAAAUUAAGCGUCAAUCAUGCUGUUAAUGAAAAUGGACAAAGGAACUGUGAUGUGAAAUUUGAUAUUAUACAAGUCGCUGUGAAAACAUGUAAAGCUAAUGAAGAUCCAGAGAAAACUGAAAAUUUUCUCGCUGAAGCUUACAUCAUGCAAAAGUUUGAUCAUCCGCAUAUUAUACGUUUGAUUGGCAUCUGUAGCAUUAUGCCCAUUUGGAUUGUUAUGGAACUGGCCAAGCUGGGAGAGUUGCGGGCAUACUUAAAGGCCAAUAGCGAAAGAUUAAGCCAAGGUACACUGCUUAAGUAUUGUUAUCAGCUAUCUACAGCGCUGAGCUACUUGGAGUCCAAGAAAUUUGUGCAUAGGGAUAUUGCAGCUAGAAAUGUACUUGUGAGUACGCCAACUUGCGUCAAGCUUGCUGAUUUUGGUUUAUCACGCUGGGUUUCGGAUCAGUCAUACUAUCACUCAACUCCCACAGUUGCAUUGCCAAUUAAGUGGAUGUCCCCUGAGUCCAUCAAUUUUCGCAGAUUCACCACAGCUAGCGAUGUCUGGAUGUUUGCUGUUUGCAUUUGGGAAAUACUCAUGCUGGGCGUGAAACCCUUUCAAGGCGUUAAAAACAGCGAUGUUAUUACCAAACUGGAAAAUGGCGAGAGGUUGCCACUACCACCAAACUGUCCACCGCGUCUAUAUUCCUUAAUGUCACAAUGCUGGGCCUAUGAACCCCUGAAAAGACCUAAUUUUAAACGCAUUAAGGAAACAUUAUAUGAAAUUUUACUGGAAGACAGUGCAAACAACUCUGAAACUUUGCGCAGAGAGCAGCGUCGUGUGGCAGCUAAUUCUUGGAUUGCCGGUGAGAUGGAUAUACCGCCACUGAAACCUUCAAGAACAGCGCAUGAUGCCCAUGACAUGUCCAAUAUUAUGGCAACAGGCGAGGAUAAUAUGUCGAUACCACAGACUUAUAUUAUUGCACAGAAUCCGGCGGUGCUUGCCCAGCUGAUGAUGGAAAACCAGAAACGUGGCAUUAAUCCAGCAGCUUAUACAACGCCUGCUUCGGUAUUUAAUACUUUAGCCGUAGGCAUAGAUGCCAGUACCUCAGAUCAUUUGCUUAAGGCUACAAAGUUACCAGCAGCUGAGCUAUUAAAGCUUGAUCCAGUUGCCAAACAUAAUGUCAAAUUUCCAACUAACAGCAACUCCUCACAAAGCCUGAACACAUCACCAUCAUCAACUGUCCUUAGUUCAUUUGAUUCAUCCCUUUUGCUAGCCACACCCAAAAGUUCUACGAAAAUAAAGCCAGCUGAGCCUUUGCCCUUGAAAAAUAAUUUUAUAAUCUGUCCGCCACACCAUGAACAUGACUUUCACGUGGAUCAGCAGCAAACAGACAGCCCAACCAUCAGGCGAAUGGUGGGCUAUAGCCUAUAUGGUAGUCUGGAGCGACAUCAACCGCACGCGGAAAGAUCUAUGAGUUCCAAGGGCGGCAGCUUGGAGCGUCAUCAGUCCUUGAUGACAGCGCAGCAUAUGCUGUACCCCAUGGUACAACGUACAACGGACCGUUCACGCAGCAUGGAACGCAAUAGUCAAUUUCAUGUCUUUCGCAAUCAAAUGAAAACGUCUUUGGAAUGUGAGGCGCUGCCUGAGGAAAUCUAUGAUUUUGGUGGAGCUGGCCUUAAAACUUGUGUGUCUGUCAAACAGAAAUAUGAUUCUAAAUUAAGUCUGCAACAAACAGUUGCCUCACGUGUUGUUGACAAAAUAAGUUGCGAUUGGAGGCGACAAGGGGCAACAUUGACAGCGCAACUUGAUACAAAUGAGGAUUUUAUGGAAGGAGCUGCUUGCAAGCCACUAAUUGAAGAUCAGAUUGGUGAAAAAUUAAUACAGCAACGUAAGGACAGUAAUAGCGAUGGUGAAUGGCUUUAUCAAGAAGAAUUGCUGCGAAAGUGUUCCAGCUCUAUACCACCUGGUGCCAGUGUUGAUGUUUUGAACAAACAUCAAAGCUACAAAGCUGAUUUAAUGUCGGCCGGUCCCAUGAGCUUGGCUGACUGUUCAAAUGCAAGCAACAGGCUAAAGUUGCAUAGUUCAAAUCAAAAUCAAUUACCACUCAAAAUUAAUAUUUCUUCUACGGAACAUUUGGAGUCGCUGACGUCAACGUCUGAUGAAAGUCACAACUUAAAGUAUAAAAAUGAUGAAAAUCAGUGCUUAGUACGACCUAUAAAUCGUGUAAAUGAUGAGGUCUACUGUGCUACAACGGCGGUUGUUAAGUCCAUAAUGGUAUUGUCACAAGGUGUGGAAAAAUCUAAUAUAGCUGGCUAUCUGCAGUUGGUAAAGAAUGUUGGUGUGGAGCUAAGGCAACUGCUUAAAUCAGUUGAUAAAAUAUCUGUGCUAUUUCCAGCGCAAGCUUUAAAAGAAGUGGAAAUGGCACAUAAAGUUCUAUCAAAAGACAUGCAUGAGCUAGUAGCUGCCAUGAAGCUGGCACAACAAUAUUGCGAUACUACGCUCGAUAAUGAAUACCGAAAAAGUAUGUUAUCAGCUGCACAUAUACUGGCCAUGGAUGCUAAAAAUCUUUUUGACGUGGUCGAUUCAAUUAGAAAUAGGUAUCAACAAUUUUCGUUUGCACAUUCAAAUGAAAAUACCAAAAAAUCAUCAAACAGUUCAUUAAACUCAGAACUGCAUACCACGACUACGGAUGCUGUAAGUCUACACAUGUCUCAUCAACCCAGUUGCAGCGCUGACAAUAAUCUAUAUGACAACGAAAAGGCGCAGCUUAUCUUUAGUUCACCAACUAGCAGCAGCGGUAUCGCUGGAGAAACUUUUAUAAACGAACCUUUAAAAAUAGUCGAGGACACGCUAAAUAGCUCCGGCGAACAUAUGUACUGUAACACAUCAGCUUUGCAUGGCCAUUCAUAAUUCUAAUCGAACUCUUCCUUAUUUGUAAUUAUAUGUAUCCGCUAUAUAUAGUGAUUGCUAAGUUUCUCUGUAUUCAGGAAACAAAAAUACGUAUAAAUAUUGAUGUACAUAAGUAACAUAUAUUUAUUCUUUUUACAAUUCUUG
Drosophila busckii is the source of this 4596-nucleotide messenger RNA. RefSeq names its product focal adhesion kinase 1 (gene Fak). The coding region runs from base 136 to 4452 and encodes 1438 amino acids. Gene Ontology annotation, molecular function: ATP binding; protein tyrosine kinase activity. The transcript is spliced from 19 exons. Gene Ontology annotation, biological process: signal complex assembly; protein phosphorylation. Gene Ontology annotation, cellular component: focal adhesion; cytoskeleton. Lineage: Eukaryota; Metazoa; Arthropoda; Insecta; Diptera; Drosophilidae. The record is from RefSeq and is a predicted model, not a curated record.